GAGAAAAUGGCGCAUGCUGUUCGUUGUGAUCUGGAUAUGAUUGAGGAGCUUAACUGUAUGGAAGCAGAGGAGCUAGCAAGGGAGCAGCAGGCCUGUGUUCCUGUUGAUCCCCUUUCUGAGAAGUUUUCUGCUUUGGUUUUAGGAGAGCUCUCCUAG
Molecule: messenger RNA, 156 nt
Organism: Cryphonectria parasitica EP155
Lineage: Eukaryota; Fungi; Ascomycota; Sordariomycetes; Diaporthales; Cryphonectriaceae
Exons: 1
Source: RefSeq, a predicted model, not a curated record